Strongyloides ratti is the source of this 363-nucleotide messenger RNA. RefSeq lists its product as hypothetical. The record is from RefSeq and is a predicted model, not a curated record. NCBI's taxonomy places the organism in Eukaryota, Metazoa, Nematoda, Chromadorea, Rhabditida, Strongyloididae. The transcript is spliced from 2 exons. Bases 1 to 363 code for a protein of 120 amino acids.
AUGGAGUUGAAUAAUAAUUUUGGUUUAAAUAAAAAAAAUCGUAUAAACUUGAAAGAUUUAUUGAUUCAAAUACUUUCAUUGUACUUAAUUACCAUAGCUAAUUUUGUUGUCUUUUUAUACAAGAAUAAUACAUGUCCCUCAAUAGCAGCUUUUAUAUUUAGAAUUCUUUACAAGUUUAAUGUUAUUCUUCAAAACUUUAAUACACCAGAUCGUCAAAACAACAGUGUUGUUUUAUUUUCUACUCCAAAAAUUCCUGGGAAAAAAAACUUGAAAUCUCGUUUUAUGGAAAAUAAUCUUUCACCAAUUGCAGAUACAAGUUGUACUCAAUGGAAUAAUCACAAUAUUACUGGAGUGUCAUUUUAA